GAAUACCGUCCAAACAAGCCCUAUCAAAUGACACAAACAUUAUCCAAGGAAAAAAAGUGUGGCGCGCGAAUAGGCUUAUCAACAUGGAGCAUUGAACAAAAUCAGCUGAGACAGAGGACUAGAGCUUGGAAUCACCAUGGCAGCCCUAAGCUGCCAUUUUCAUUUCACAGUUCAUAAAGUUUCUAAGAAUGUGAUAACCAGGCCGUUUAUCUCCUGCUCAAUGCAACCUUCUCAGAGUAAUAUUAAGGUAGUUAUAAAUGGAGCAGCAAAGGAAAUAGGAAGGGCAGCAGUAAUUGCAGUAACUAAGGCAAGAGGAAUGGAGGUGGCAGGUGCUGUAGAUUCCCAUUUUGUUGGAGAAGAUAUUGGAAAGCUUUGUGACAUGGAAGAGCCUCUUGAAAUACCAAUAAUAAAUGAUCUUACUAUGGUAUUAGGUUCCAUAUCUCAGUCAAAAGAAACAGGUGUAGUAGUGGAUUUUACUGAUCCUUCCACAGUUUAUGACAAUGUGAAGCAGGCAACAGCAUUUGGCAUGAGAAGUGUGGUGUAUGUUCCUCGGAUUAAACUCGACUCGGUUGGAGCAUUAUCUGCAUUCUGUGACAAAGCCAGCAUGGGUUGUCUGAUUGCACCAACUCUGUCCAUUGGUUCUAUACUCCUUCAGCAAGCUGCCAUUACGGCUUCCUUUCAUUACAACAACGCAGAAAUUGUUGAAUCAAAAGCAAAUCCAAUAGUAAGUGAUAGGAAAAAUGUUAAGAAGAGUAAUUCAAUCAAGCAAUGUUUUUUUAAUGUCUUUGGUUCACAGGAUUUUCCGUCAAUGGAUGCUAUUCAGAUUUCAAAGAACCUAUCUAACCUGGGUCAGAUUUACAACAGAGAAGAUAUAUCUACUGAUGUUGUGGCAAGAGGCCAAGUUAUAGGAGAGGAUGGUGUUAGGGUACAUAGCAUGGUCCUACCAGGGCUACCCUCUAGUACAACUGUUUACUUCUCUGGCCCAGGAGAGGUUUACUCUAUCAAACAUGAUAUCACUGAUGUGCAAUCCCUCAUGCCUGGCCUGCUCUUGGCUAUCAGAAAGGUCAUCCGACUUAAGAAUCUAGUGUAUGGGUUGGAGAAAUUUUUGUGAGCAGCCAAACAUCCUUCUCAGGCUUCUGCAUGGAACCUAAUAUUUUUACAGUUUAGACAAAAAAAAAAAAAACCGUGUCAUCCUGUGGACAAAUGUUACAGAAAGGGAGGGAGAAGAAGAUUUUGUUACUUGUUACUUUGUGAUGAGCAUAUCCAAUUAUUUUCAUUCACUUUGAAAUUUAUGUGAUUCAGUAGACUAAUUUCAUGAGA
Messenger RNA from Populus nigra (black poplar), 1320 nucleotides. RefSeq names its product dihydrodipicolinate reductase-like protein CRR1, chloroplastic. The coding region runs from base 137 to 1111 and encodes 324 amino acids. The record is from RefSeq and is a predicted model, not a curated record. Gene Ontology annotation, molecular function: 4-hydroxy-tetrahydrodipicolinate reductase activity. Gene Ontology annotation, cellular component: chloroplast stroma. Lineage: Eukaryota; Viridiplantae; Streptophyta; Magnoliopsida; Malpighiales; Salicaceae. The transcript is spliced from 9 exons.